AUGCCUGCCUCAACAGCCAGCAGCUGUCUGACGUACCCGCUAAACGCCGCUGAUGCCGCUGCCAUCACGACUGACGGCGGCAGCGACAAUGACGCCUCUACCCCACCCAGUGCUGCCCUCGCCAUAGCCGAGGUCAAUGGCACCGAUAAGCCCAUCGAGCUGGGGGGUAGAUGGACGGCUGUGCGAGACACCAGGGAUGAACGCGCACCGCCUCGGGUCACUGGCACAGUAAAGUCUGAAACGGCGCUAGCAAACCUCCUCGCUCUGUGCCUCGACCGCAUUCACCGCCUUGAAGAGCGUCAGGCGCGCGGAGAGGCGCUGCAGAACAGGCUCGAUACUUCCCUACACGCGCUGCUUACACAAGCACACAGAGAGCAGCAGCAGCAGCAGCAGUCAUCUGGCCCAGCAGCUGUAGAAGAGCACCGCGCUCACGGUGCAGGAGAUGCGAACAGCAGCGAAGCAUACGAUGGUGAGUGUAACGAGCCGUAUCAUCGCAGCCGCCAGACCACCAACAACAGCCACAACAAUUGUGAUCGAGCAACAGCGGCAGCGACAUCAACAGCGGCAUUGAAGUCGCACUCGCAGCAGCGCCGCCGCCAGCACGGCGCAGACGAGCCGGCCUCUUCUUUGGGGUCGCCGACGCCGGCAGACGCAGCUGCACCUACUGCAAGCACAUCCGCGAAGGGAAGAGAAGAGGAUGACGCCCUCACAAAGAACGGCGCUGGAAGCCAACAUCACCACCACGAGAGCCUUGGCGCUGUUCCUUCGCUGUCCCCUGCUAGCUUUGCUAACACCAAGUGGAAGGAGGUGAGCAGUGGUGCCGAUGCAGGUAUCGGAGGCGGAUGUGCGCGUGCUAUCCUCUCCACGACUUCCUCCAGCAGCCACUGCAAUACACUCACAGCAUCGGUGGUGGUAGCGAGUGACAGCACCAACGAGCCGCCGAUGGUGUCGCACUUGGGCGCCUCUCUCGGCGUCUGUCGCCUGCGGCAGAGCUCCCUCGUCACUGUUCUCCGUCCAACGCACACGUCGCAAGCGGAGGCACACGCCAUCGCUGCCGCCGCCGACACGGUGUCCACACCCGUGCAGGUCUCCUCUGGUAAUGCCACCGCAGCGUCAACGUUGAUCUCUGCUGGUGUCAGCAGCACCCCUGCAAGCGCCACGCCAAUGAGCGGCUUAGCAUGGGCAGUACCAAUGGUACUGCUCUCUUCAUCAGAGAACUCGUGCUGCUCCACACCGGUGGAAUUCCAGAUGUCGAUUCGUCCGCCAUCUCAGCAGCAGCAACACUCCCCCACGCAGCCAUCGGCGGAGGAGGAGAGGCCAUCGUGUCUCAGCGGGCCCCUAGCAGAGCGCGCUGUCGAGGCCGCAUAUGAUAGGCCAGACGUUACUUCUUCAGCGCAUCAGGAGCAGCAGCGUGGCAGCCGACAGAACCUACGCUCGCCGCUCACGCAGGUGCCACCCCUCAUCGAUCACCCCCAGCAGCAGCAAGCGCAGCUCCAUCCACAGACACUCCAUCGAAACAGUGAGGAGUGCGAGGCCCGCGAGUCCGCUUCUUUGAGGGUUUCCCCCACGGCUACACGCGGUUCCGGCAGUACCACGGCCAGCUCCGCCGCAUACACCGGAGCUGAGCUGGACGCAUUCUACCAGGCGCUGAGCACCUCCCGCCCUGGCACACCUUUCUUCACCUCCUCAGGCUCAGCAGCCGCCACUGGCAGCCGAGCGACCGUGACGGCGCCUCGUAAGGUGCCGUUCCCUCCCGGUACGGACAAUACCACCGCCAUCAAUGAGUUGUUCGCCCAGACGGUGCUGAACACGAUGGAUGUGACGAGUAUAAAGGAUAACUUCACGACCCUCGUGCACAGUGUGCAUGAGGAGCAGGAGAAGCGGCAUCGCUUUCAGCGACGCGUAGGGUCAGCCGUCAAGGAACUGUUUCGACGAGUCCUGGCCAUGUCGUCCAUGGUGUCACGGCUGCAGCGGAGAGUGCGGCAGCUAGAGUCGGGGGCAGGCAGCGGUGGCGCCGCUGAGGCUGCAGACUGGCAUCACCACCACAGCAGCCACCGCGAGCGUCGUGGUGCGGACAACAACAGGAGCGCCGGCGUCAGUGACCAGGACGAAGACGGCGCUACUUUCGAUGGUGACAUCGACAACAGUGGGAGCGAGCGGCACGAACGCUUCUGCGCGUCCCUCUCGACGGCCUCUGUGGCCACCUCGCGUAGCCGCAGAGCCAGCAGUUAUAGGCGCAGUAUCGGUGACCGCUCGGGGAAUGCCAGGUACGCGGUCGUCGCGGUGCCGUUCUCCUCGUCUCGGUCACUCUCGGUUGGAUGUGAGCGCGCCCCGCCGGCCGGUCGUUCGCCGCGGCUUUCAUCGCUCACCACGCAGUGCUUGACGGGCGUGGCGCGCGGCGAGGCCAUGCGGAGCCGCGGUGGUGCUGCUACCACGGGCACAGCCACCAACACACCAGCAGUCGAUGGUGUGGACAUCGCGUGGGUGGCACCAGCCACAGUCACACCGUGUGUGAGUGCAGCAGCUGGUGCCUCUGUGGGACCGCUACCUUUGGCAGGUAGUACGGUCCCUCCCAAGAUGAUCUCCAGCAGUACGUCCCUCCAUUCCUCAAUCACCAAUACCACAACGGCUACGACGACGACGACAUCACGAGCAGCCAGCGCGAUGUUGGUGCCGCAGUCGGUGGUGUCAUCCUUGGCGAGUGCGCCACAGCAGGAGCGCACGCCUUUGCCGCUGUGGUUGCCGCCCAUGAUGUUGGACGCCAACACUACAGCGAGUAGGAGCGGCGCCGUCACUAAUAAGUCACCCAUCGUGCCGUCGCUUUCGAUAACGGACGCGCGCCUUGACAUGGCGUCUUCCCUGCACGCGAGCACCACCGAGGACGAACGUGCUGCUCCGGCGGCAGCGACGGCGACGGGCCGUGGCAGCGCUGGCACCUGCGCAGAGAGUGCAAACAGUUGGGCAACUCCUGACGGCAACGGGGGUGGUGGCGAUCGUGCAUGGCAGUCGCCAGAGGUGUACACUAAACACCAUGACAACGAGAAGGUCACGGAGACGCUGGAGGAGCAGUCGCGUAUCGCGCUACCGCCACAGCAACAACAGCGUCGCCGCGACCUAUUCGGUGGGCCGUCCGCUCCAUCGCCGGUUCCGCCAUCCACCUCCUCACGGCGCCGCCGACACAAACGCAACGUGCAUCAAGCAGCCUCCACAGCAAGGACCGUGACAGUGGUGCCAAUACCCAUCGUCAGCGGGUCCCAGCACUCUUUCCCGAGUGCGCGGCACUUAUCCGUGCCGCUGCCGCCGACCACCACCACCACCUCGUCGCGUACGAGCCCCGCGUGUGCCUCCGCAGGCACGAGCUCUGCUGCUGCUGCUGCUACUGCUGGCCAGGCACCCCCUAACAUUCAACUAACACCAGAGAAGGCUGCUGCGUGUCACAGCAGUAGCGGUACCACCGGCGUGGCAUCGCAGCGCCUGUUCAAUGCCCUGCACAGCGAGCACCGCGGCGGCGCCGUCGCCGAGGUGAGGACAGCCUUGGACGCCGCCGCUGAAGUCAGUGACGGCUGCCUCAAGAGCACACCGCGCGUUGGGGUGCAUGGUGGGCGAAGCGUUGUCUGCGCCACGCACCAAAGUGACGGUAGUGCCACCGAUGUCGGCAAUACAGAGACCACUUCCAUCGCCAACUCUCCUGCAGCGUCGUCGGCGUCCUGCGUUUCCCCACACACCCUGACCGGCUCAGUUGCCAGCCUUGCGCGCUGCACGUCGAGCGCGGCGACAGCGACGACGCUGGCUUGGCUGGCAAACAAACCGGCAACAGCCGGGCCACGACAACGGCAGCAACGGAGAGGAGCCAGCAUGGCAAAGGAGCCGCCCGGGUGGCGACAGGCGAGGCAGCCGCGGGGCGCCUUUAUCUCUUCCCCCGCCGCCACACCCCGCAGAGAUGUGGGAGAGAACACCUGCAGUACGUACGCGAAGCGCGAGGACAAGAACGAGGCUGCUGAAGUGGAGUUGAUGGACACGGCAGGUGGCAUUCCCCUGCAAAGCUGCGCAAGUCUCCCCACAUGGCGCAACGCGGCCAUCAGCGCAUCACCCACGCACAGCAGCAGCGAUCGAAGCCGCAGCUUGCAUCCUCAGCGCAGUCUACUAUCGUCGUGGCUACAGAGCCCUCCUGUUCGGGUAGCAACCGCCGCGGGCGGUGACGACAAGACCAUCCUGCGGAGUCCCGCCACACCGGCCAGUAUCACUGCCAUCCUCGCCGGUGGUGAGGGGCUGUGCCAAUGCUCUGCUGGCCCACAUCAGUCCCAUAGCAGCAGUGGUAGCUUUGUUUCCACACCGCAACGGCGGCUGAACGCGCAGCUCGGCCAUUCCCUAGCCCCCGCCACCGCAGUCGGCGCGGAAGGGAUGAGCUUCUCCUCGCCUAAGGAACGGCUCGGCCCGAUGCAGCCCGUUCAUCCCGUCGCCGUCGCGCAUCAUCCCCAGCAGGAGCUGCAGACGACUGCCACCGCUCACCAGGCGAGGAAGUGGACCUCGACUCGCUUGCUGUCGUCGGCCACGGUGUCGGGGGUUCUGCCAUCCGUCCCAAUGGCGGCGUCUGCUCAGUCUGCCAGCAACUUCUUCCGCACCAGGGCGAUUCCCCUCUCCCCCAGUAUGGCCCACCCGGCCUCGGUGGCGUCGCCCUUAGUAACUGACAUCUCCGCGUCGCCGGCGGUGGUUGGUACUGAUGGCAGCGGCGUGACCGCUGGUCACCUUUCGGCACGCCUCGCGCAGCCCAUGUCGCCGCUCUCAUCGACGAGCCGUCUCAAGCAGUGCCACCACCCACACCCCACUCAGGUCUUGCACCUCAGCACCAGCACCAGCAGCAGCAACACCAUGAGCACCUCCCUCGCGGCACCGUGCACGCUGCCUCCCAUGCUACCGCAGGACCACCCACCGAAGCUAGCGCAUGCGCAAUCUGAUGACGCGUCGGUGCUCUCGCAGCAUGCAGUCGUGCGCCCCCGUAGCGCCGCCGCAGCCGCCCUCAUGCAGACGGCGAAUACGCUACCAAGCGGGGUCGUGUCCCCGCCCUCGUCGUCGUGGUCGCCGCGCCUGACACCCUUGAGUACUUCGAGGCUCACCAAGCCAGUGUCCUCAGCAGCAGCAUCAGCAAUGUCAGUGUCAUCGAAGUCGAUGCGAUCAGCCUACGAGGCUGAAACUUCGGCAAGGGCACCCGUGACCCCGGACGGAAAGACACAGAAGCCGAGCAACGCUGCCAAGGUCAGUGGAAAGGGAGCGCAGGGGCUGUCAAGCUCGCCUCUUACGGGCUGCGAUGAUAAGGCUGCGGCAAGACGUGUCGUGACGCAGCAGCCAAAGCCACGCUCGUCCUCUCUCCUGGCCCACGGCCCGUGCUUAAGCCCCCUGAAACGGACACCUGAUCCCAGCCACCUCCACGAGCGGUGGCUGCAAACACCGAGCUCUACGCGCGCCAGAGGUAGCAGUCGACGACCUCGCGCCGGUCUACCGCCGCCGCUGUCUGUGGAGACUCUCUCCGACGCGUCCGGCUCCGCGCCGCCUGUGCCCAACGUGGGGACAACCCAAAUGACGUACGUCGACAGAGACACCGGGAAGGGCGAUAUAGGCCACGGUGGAGGGCAGCUGUGCUGCACUGGUGACACUCUUCACUGUUGA
Molecule: messenger RNA, 5664 nt
Organism: Leishmania braziliensis MHOM/BR/75/M2904
Lineage: Eukaryota; Euglenozoa; Kinetoplastea; Trypanosomatida; Trypanosomatidae
Exons: 1
Coding region: 1-5664 (1887 amino acids)
Source: RefSeq, a predicted model, not a curated record